UCUCCCGCUCCCACAUUUCAAAAUCAUUUCAAUGCGGCUCCUAGAGACCGAGAGUCCGAUAAAAUAUCCGAAUUAGUGGAAAGUACGGUAACAAAUGAGGGCAAAUUAAUCAAAUUCAUUUUCGAUUCUCUUCUUCAAUUCAAUGUUUGCAGCUUACACCUCAUAACCUGUCUCUUCUUGUUAUACUUGAUGCUCUUCUUUUCUAUCUGGACUGAGUUUUGAUUGGAAUUAUCAGAUAAUUGAACUUGGAUUUAUGUUGGUAGAGGAAGGACAAGGGAGAUUUGAGACCGAAGUCGAUCUUUAAGCUUCAGGGACCAUUUUUCUAUAUCAUGAAUCCACUACUUUUGCAUGGUGGAGGUGGAAGAAGCUAAUUUACUGCCAAGUCGCCUGUAUAUAGAGCAAACAAGCUCUCCAAAAGGGAGGGAAUCAAAACGAUGCUGAACUCUUGUUAUUUAAUAUUAUUCUCUCCUUCCCAGUGCUAUCCUGCAAACCCGUUGACACCCAUCUGUUUCAUAGAAACUCGUAUGAUGUGCUAAACAGUAGAAAGCUGCUAUCUCAAACAAAUAUAUCAACUUUUCUGUAUUUCGACAGCUCCUUUAUGUUGGCCAGCUUUGAUUGCAAUGGAUGCAGAAACUCCAAAUUCACAACGACAGCAGGUUACCAUUAAACUAUGGCCCCCUAGCCAGAACACACGUCAAGUGCUAGUGGAGCGGAUGACAAAAAAUCUCUCUACUCCAACUAUUUUCACUCGCAAGUAUGGCAAUCUCAGCGAGCAUGAAGCUUCAGAAUAUGCCAAACAAAUUGAAGAAUCUGCUUUUGCUGAUACAAAUCAACACUAUGACCUAGAACCUGAUGGAGAUGGCAGUUCUGCCGUGCAAUUGUAUGCUAGGGAAUGCAGUAAGCUCAUUUUAGAAGUUCUUAAAAAUGGCCCCGGUGUAGAGGAGAAAGGGAUUGUGAAAUCUCAGGUUUCUGCUGUUGGUGAAACCUUUUUCGAUAUUUCCAAAGGUCAACGUGCAUUUAUAGAAGCAGAUGAGGCAAAAACACUUCUGAUGCCAUUAAAAGAUCCUGGAAAUUCCUAUACUGAACUAUGUUUUAGCAAUAGAAGCUUCGGUCUAGGUGCAGCUCAUGUUGCUGGGCCUAUAUUGGCAUCCAUUAAGAACCAGUUGAAGAAAGUUGAUCUCUCAGAUUUUGUUGCGGGACGACCAGAGGCUGAAGCUCUUGAUGUCAUGAAUAUAUUCUCUGCUGCUCUGGAAGGCUCUCAUUUGAUGUGUCUGAACCUGUCGGACAAUGCCUUGGGUGAGAAAGGAGUUAGGGCAUUUGGGAAGCUCUUGCAGUCUCAAACUAGAUUGGAGAAACUAUAUCUAAUGAACAAUGGAAUAUCAGAAGAAGCUGCACGAGCUGUCUGUGAGUUGGUUCCUUCCUCAGAGAACCUCAGGGUUCUUCAGUUUCACAAUAAUAUGACAGGAGAUGAAGGAGCUGUUGCUAUUUCUGAGAUUCUAAGGCGUUGUCCUUUGUUGGAGGAUUUUCGGUGCUCAUCUACACGAGUAGGCUCUGAAGGAGGAGUUGCUCUGUCUGAAGCACUUGGGGGAUGUAAGAAUCUGAAGAAACUUGAUCUACGGGACAACAUGUUUGGCAUAGAGGUUGGUGUCAAGUUGAGCGAGGCUCUUUCCAAACACGAAUAUCUUACUGAAGUUUAUUUGAGCUACCUCAAUCUUGAAGAUGAGGGAGCCAUUGCCAUGGCCAAUGCUCUUAAGGAGGCAGCCCCUUUACUUGGGAUAUUGGAGAUGGCUGGAAACGAUAUUACAGCUGAAGCUGCUCCCAGUUUAGCUGCUUGCAUUUCUGCUAAAAGGGCUAUCGCGAAGUUGAACUUGUCUGAGAAUGAACUCAAGGAUGAGGGUGCCAUUCAGAUCAGCAAGGCUCUUGAAGCCCAGGAUCAAGUGAAGGAGAUUGAUAUGAGCGUGAAUUCAUUAAGAAGGGCUGGGGCCAGAUCAUUAGCUCAGGCUUUGGUGCACAAGCCAGAGUUCAAGUUGCUGAAUGUUAAUGGGAACUUCAUUUCUGAUGAAGGUAUUGAUGAGUUGAAGGAUAUCUUCAAAGAAUCUCCGGAAAAGCUUGGACCCUUGGUUGAGAAUGACCCUGAAGGAGGAGAUGAUGAUGACAACAAAGAGUCUGGGGAUGAUGGUGAAUGCAGUGAAGAUGAAUUGGAAUCCAAACUCAAAAAUCUUGAUGUCAAUCAAGACGAAUAGAGGCUUCUCUCGAACUUUUUAUGAAGAUUUGCCACGUGAGACUAGAAAUUUGCCUAACCCUAUGUGGUUAGUUAUUUUGAACUGAUUUCUUUAGUGUCUCUUGUGAUGGGCCUGUCGCACUGCCUUGUAAAAGCUAAUUGAUAUUCUAUCAAGAGUUUGAUGGAAUGAUUUUAUGUUUAAUACUUACCUUAGCAUUUAUGUAUUAGUAGACCUAGGCAAAUUUAUGCAGAGCUGUAAUUCUUCGUGGGAUCUAUGUAAUGUUUUCUUUCUGCGGUUUAAAGCAUGUCCACUUUCUGUUGCA
Molecule: messenger RNA, 2544 nt
Organism: Olea europaea var. sylvestris
Lineage: Eukaryota; Viridiplantae; Streptophyta; Magnoliopsida; Lamiales; Oleaceae
Product: RAN GTPase-activating protein 2-like
Exons: 3
Coding region: 621-2243 (540 amino acids)
Molecular function (GO): GTPase activator activity; protein binding
Source: RefSeq, a predicted model, not a curated record